UCCUCCUAUUCAUCCAUCACAUUCAACUCCUUCUCUUGACGUUUCUUGUGUCAGGUUUCGUGCAUUCUACUCUGCACAUUCACUCUCUUUGUCUUGUUUUGUCUUUCAUUGCCAUUGUUCGGCCUCGUUCUCUACCAAAGACGAUCAUCGUCCAGUCUGCACGGCCCCUACCUUCGCCUGUGCCUCUUUCCAGCCACACCGCGUCCUUGUCUCGAACAUCCUCAGGGCCGCCUGCGCUUUGGCCCCCUACAUUGAACGACACCCUUUUGACGCCUGUCGACUGCAUGCAACUGUUUCCUUCGCCCUUCGAGCAACUCUCGCGCUUUCUAACGAAUUCACUCCCUAUCCGUUGAUAACCCUUCUUAUCUCGCCUCUCUUUCAACAGAGUUGUUCGUUCUGAGCAAGAAUGAAAUAAAUCCUAUACGAUUCACCUCGUCGAGCCAUCUUAGAUACAAUCGAGCUGGGCUCUUGUCGUGGAUCUGAGGGUUGACCAACGGUUGAGCCGUGCCCGUCAACACCAGCCACUUUCACCACCGACGAAAACAUAAGCCUUCUCGCACUGUGCCUCGUCUCUCACCUUUGUCCUCCAUCAUUCAAACGACUGCCAGGUUGCAGUCGUCUUCUCUCAACAUCCUCUCCAUCCUCAUACCCUCGCACCCUAAUCAUGGGUUGCUGCGGCGGCGAUCGAGAAAAGUAUGGCCGUCUCGAUGCCGAGCAGAAAUGGGAGUACAUUAAUCUCGAUGACUUCAAAUCGACUUCGUGCUGGACACCUUUUGCCUAUGGCUACUUGCUCGUAAUGUUUCUCGUUUCACUUUCCGUCUACGCCGUCGACACCUUUACCGCCAUUCAACUUCUCAUCUUCGACAAAUGGGCUGGUCAGAUCCAGCCCGCCAUCCCCCUCAACAUCUCCCGAUGGAUAUUUGCUGGCUGUAUCAUCCUAUCAUUCGUCCUCCUAUUCUAUCGUUGGCUUCGCGCCAUAAGAGUAAUGAGACAAGGCGGAGUGGCUAAAAGUUACCUCGAUCCGCUCGCCGUCAGGAUCCAGAGUAUUCGAUGGGGCAAGGCACGAGGCUGGAAACGAUUUCUCGUCUUUGCCGAAUUGACAAAAAGCCGGAAAGGAGCAGAUUACGUCGCCCUCUUCGCAUAUUUCUCUUUUGAAGCUUGGCUACGGAUUGUCUUUGCAGAAGGUCCAAGACAGGUUGUCAAUGCCCUCACACUCUACUCAGUCAUGAGACUAAAUCUCAUCCCUGAGGGCGAGCACGCGGCUCGUGAAGGUAACUCCCCUGUCGGCCAGUUCUUUGUCAACAUUGGUGUGCUUGCCGGCAAGAAUCACCUUCAGGCCGUCAUUCUCUUUGGUAUGCUCUGGACAUUGAUCAUCUGGGUCCUCUCGGUCCUGAGUCUGAUCAUUUCCAUCAUACUCUACCUCGUCUUUCUCUGGCACCACAUUCCAUCCGAUGCCGGUGGCCUCAGCGGUUACUGUCGCCAGAAGAUCAACCGAAGAAUGGAAAGAGUCGUCAAGACCAAGGUCGACAAAGCCUUGCGAAAAGAAAAUGAACUGCGAGCCCGAGCCGAGGCUCGAGCUGCGCGGGAGGGCAACGACAUCAAGAAACAACCUACUCUCCCCAAUUUGGGGGACAGCUCAUCCGAUUUGGGCGAUUUCCCUGGCCUGUCACGACAGACCACCAUGACCACUUUGCCCGAAUAUUCCUCCCGACCAGGGACAAGCACAAAUCCUUCCAAUGCCUCGUUACCAACCUUACCUGACCUCAGCGAGCGACCUCAAAUGCCACAACGGGUUGUCACUCAGGGCUCGGAGAACUCGUGGACCAGUUAUAGUUCCAACGCACCAUUGCUCAGUGGAGCGAGCGAAAUGGGAUAUGCCCCCGAGCGUCCUCUAUUUUCGGCUGCCGAAGGCAAUCCAGCCUGGGGAUCGAGACCCGCACCGACCAGAAACUUCACAGGCAUGUCACAGGCUUCACAAAGAUCCUACAGCCCUGCACCUCCUCGGACUGGAACCGCCCAGGGAAAUCGCCCCGGGCCUGCAUAUCCUAUGGACCCUCUACCACGACCCGGUACAGGCAUGUCAGAUCGUUCGCGUCGUCAACCCUCAGACUCAAAUGGUGCCCUGCUAUAUUCAGACGAUCGAAGCUCGACAUCAUCAGGCAAGCCACCCUCGUGGCAAGGUCCGAACUUUGAUAGCCCGUCUGAAUCGCUGGGACGGCGUACCCCUGCAUCUGGCCCUGCUCCAAGUUUCCCCAUGAUUCCAGAAGAACGAGGUAGAAUGUCACCUUUGCCCGGUCCGCAGUUCCGAGCACAAACCCCAACCUAUGGACUUGUUGAGAGAUCAAUCACGCCUCAUGGCAUCCCACCAACCCGUACCAUGACACCAACAGGGCUGUCGACACAAAUUCGGCCACCAAUCUCACCACCAGCAGGCGGAUAUAUUCCAUACUCGGCCGAACCCAGAUCUACGACACCAGCAUCCACGAUUCCUCCCAAUGGAGUGAUGCGAUCAGUGACUGAACCGCCAAGAAGUUAUACUCCCCUUGGCCAGGGAGGACUUCCAUCAGGUCCAGCUCCCCAUCAACAGGGAAGAAGACCAUUGCCGCCACAGAGACAGGACAGUGGAUUGGAUGAUAUCUUGGACCAUUACUGAGUGAAGAAUGGUGGAGUUACUCUGGUGUAGGAGUUUGAUGACGACGGUACGACCAUCAAUGAUGCUAGUAUAUCAGCUAGAUUUUGCAUCCAAGGGUUCACAUAAAACACACCCUUUCUGUGAGCGACCAAUGGCCGUGGGCGGCAUUUUCGUAAUAAUGAAUUGCUUUGAAUUUACGAUUGCAGGUCUUUUAAUUAUUUAAAUUGAAUAUUGAAUGGUGGUGUGAUCAAAAGGUGG
Exophiala mesophila is the source of this 2890-nucleotide messenger RNA. RefSeq lists its product as uncharacterized. Bases 665 to 2653 code for a protein of 662 amino acids. Gene Ontology annotation, biological process: potassium ion transmembrane transport. Gene Ontology annotation, molecular function: potassium ion transmembrane transporter activity. Lineage: Eukaryota; Fungi; Ascomycota; Eurotiomycetes; Chaetothyriales; Herpotrichiellaceae. Gene Ontology annotation, cellular component: plasma membrane. The transcript has 2 exons. The record is from RefSeq and is a predicted model, not a curated record.